GUUUCAAUUUUUUUUUAAUUGAAAUUGAAAUUAACAGAAUAAAGUAAUCAUUGAAAAUUUACGAAUUUCAAUCUCAUCGAUGCAAUAAAAACAGUGAUGAACAAAUGUACCAAGCAGAUUGAUGCUGCCGCUGUUUGCCCUCGACAAUCAUCAUCAGCAAACUAAUAAUGAAAAUAAUGAAAAUGAAAUGUUCGAAACUCUUUUUUUCAUUUCGUUAUUUGAAGCUGACAUGCGUGUUCAGGCGUUUGUCUCUUUCUGUUGCAAUAUUUACCUUUUUUCGGCAUUUGUGUCUCCACCUUUAUAAAUUUAAAAUUCAUCAAUUUUUUUGUCAUUAAUAAUGAUAUAUUACUGUUGACGACGACAAAUGUUGCGUUUUUGCUGUCUGACCAAAAUUGUUGCCCACAUACAAAUCGAAAAUUAGUUUAUCCAGAAAAGAAGAAUUAAUUCGAAUGUCUGUCCGAUGUGUUGAUCAGUUUUUUUGGAAUUUUAUCGCGCCAAUCCUCCAUCCGUAUGUUCACCAUUUACGAAGGCCGAUCGUAUUUUUUAAAUGCAAAAUCAGAAAAAUUGAACGCGAUUCCAUUUUGGAAUUGAAAGUCGCCAACGCUUUUUUGAACAUAAAAAUGUUACGCCAUCUAUUUCGAUCUAUGGAUGAAUUUUGAUUCUAUCGUGUCUUGGUUUCGACAAUGUUUCGAAAAAAGCUUCGUUUUCUUCUCAUGAAGACAAAUGGACAAAAUUUAUAGCUAUUUAUUCAAGUGAUUCACAAGCGGCAAAACUUGAAAAAGACGAAACUGAACCAUCAUUUUCAAUUAAAAACUAAAUCAAUCGAUCGAUUCGAUGCAUUUGUUGCAGCAAUGAUCAUCACACCAUAGAGCGGCAAACAUCUUAUGAAAAAUUAUUCGUAACAAAAAAAAGCAGAGAAUUUUUCCUCGCCUAUUUGAAACAACCGGGCAAACCGAGCAAAUCAACGAAAAUUGGAAUCACCGUUACGUGUGUCAUAAUAUUUGGUUUCCUCGAAGAAGAGUGUUUUAAUCAUUUACCAUAGUUAUUGAUAAAAAUGGCCAUAUUCUAUCGCAUGAAAGUUGUAUUCUGAAACAAGAAAGAAACCCAAUCACCAAAAUCAUGUGAAAUUACCGAAAAAUUUGCAUUUUUGAAAAAAAAAAACGAGAAUGGUAAGAUUACGACUAAUAAAACAGUCAUUGUCCAACAUGGCAAUAUUAUCGUCGUUAUUGUUUUUGUUGAUAAUAUCACCAUAUUGCUCAUCGUUGCCUUAUUCAUCAUCGUCAUCAUCAUCAGCAUCAUCAUCAUCAUCUUCAUCUUCAUCGAAAUCACAUCGUUUACGCGGAUUAUCAUCACGAACAGCUGCGUAUCCAACCCGUACGAUAUCAUCACGUUAUUAUCAGACUUCAAAUUCAUCGAUAUCAUCAUUACAUCAGCCUCCAAUGAAUCAUAAUCAAAUAACACAAUCAACAUCAUCGUCAUCAAAAGUUCAUGGUGCUGUUGAUUGUAUAAUGGCAAUACAUAAUGAAAUAUCCUGGUGUAAUCAAUCAUACCAUCAAUCGUUAACACAAGCUAUAAUUAAAGGUUAUCGCAAAGAAUCACGUGUUUAUCGUCGUCAAUAUUGUUGUGGUCAUUGGUCAUUACAACGUUGUAUAUUUACCGUAAUGCAACGUAAAUGUGACCAAGAAACAUAUGACAAAAUUCGCGAUGCACGUUCAAUGGAAUGGAAUACACAACAACAAAAUCAACAAAUCAAUUGUGAUGAUUAUGAACAUAAUUCACCCAUUUGUUCUUCAACUACUACUACCACUGUCAAUCAUUGGGUCAUUUCGAUAUCAACCAUCAUCAUUAUUCUGAAAUUCUUGACAAAGAUUUGAUGAUUAUUUCCAUUCCAGAUAGAUAAAAUGAAAAAAAC
Molecule: messenger RNA, 1912 nt
Organism: Dermatophagoides farinae (American house dust mite)
Lineage: Eukaryota; Metazoa; Arthropoda; Arachnida; Sarcoptiformes; Pyroglyphidae
Source: RefSeq, a predicted model, not a curated record